Molecule: messenger RNA, 2715 nt
Organism: Anoplophora glabripennis (Asian longhorned beetle)
Lineage: Eukaryota; Metazoa; Arthropoda; Insecta; Coleoptera; Cerambycidae
Product: glutamine--fructose-6-phosphate aminotransferase [isomerizing] 2
Exons: 15
Coding region: 113-2191 (692 amino acids)
Biological process (GO): UDP-N-acetylglucosamine metabolic process; carbohydrate derivative biosynthetic process; fructose 6-phosphate metabolic process
Molecular function (GO): carbohydrate derivative binding; L-glutamine:D-fructose-6-phosphate transaminase (isomerizing) activity
Source: RefSeq, a predicted model, not a curated record
GCGACUUGACGUUACGUAUAAAAAGGUACACAACCAAUUUCGCGUUUUAGUGCUAGAAUAAAUACCGUUGCGUCAGUUUGUUGUGUUCGUGGUACCUAACUUGUGAGGAAAUAUGUGUGGAAUUUUCGCCUACCUGAACUACCUCACCCCCAAGAAGAGGGCCGAGAUCUUGGAACUCCUGGUCAACGGACUCAAGCGGUUGGAGUAUCGCGGCUAUGAUUCCGCAGGUGUCGCCGUGGAUACCGCCGACGACAAGGACAUCGCCAUCAUCAAGAAGGCCGGCAAAGUCGCCCUGCUCGAAGAGGAGAUUAAGAACAGAAGCAGUGAGCUGAACAUGGACGGCUCCACCGACAUCCACUGCGGCAUCGCCCACACCCGUUGGGCAACCCACGGGGUGCCCAACGAAGUCAAUUGCCACCCCCUCCGUUCGGACCCCCACAACGGCUUCGUCCUGGUCCACAACGGCAUCAUCACCAACUACAAGGAGGUCAAGGUGUUCCUGGAGAAGAAGGGGUAUAAGUUCGAGAGCGAGACCGACACCGAGGUCAUCGUCAAGCUGAUCCACCACUUCUACCAGAAGCACCCGAGCUAUUCCUUCAGGGAGCUCGUCGAGUCUGUCGUACAGCAACUGGAAGGCGCCUUUGCCCUUUGUUUUAAAUCCAAGUUCUUCCCCGGCGAAUGCGUCGCCACGAGACGGGGCUCUCCCCUUUUGGUGGGUAUAAAAACGGCCACGAGAUUGGCCACCGAUCACAUUCCCAUCCUGUACAGCAAGGAAGACCACCCCACUUCACCAAUCAACAAAGAUGCAGAUUCCAACUCAGAACACCGGCCGUACGGAAGGGCGGACUAUCCCACCUUGCCCAGAACUGGUUCUACUUCCGAAUUCGAACCCCUCGAAGACAAACAAGUAGAAUACUUCUUUGCGUCCGACGCCUCCGCUAUUAUCGAACACACCAAUCGCGUCAUCUAUUUCGAGGAUGACGACGUUGCCGCCGUCAAAAACGGUUCCCUCAGCAUCCACAGGAUCAGACGUGGCGGCGACGACCCGCACAAACGCGAAAUCACCACGUUGAAGAUGGAACUGCAGCAGAUCAUGAAGGGCAAUUACGACUUCUUCAUGCAGAAGGAAAUCUUUGAGCAACCGGACUCCGUUAUCAACACUAUGAGGGGCCGCGUCAAUUUCGAAACGGGGAACGUCGUUUUGGGAGGGAUCAAAGACUAUAUUCCGGAAAUCAAAAGGUGCAGGAGACUUAUGCUUAUCGGCUGCGGGACCAGUUACCACAGCGCGAUCGCUACCAGGCAACUCUUGGAGGAGCUCACCGAAUUGCCCGUCAUGGUGGAACUGGCGAGCGACUUCUUGGAUCGCACAACCCCCGUGUUCAGAGACGAUGUUUGCUUCUUCAUUUCGCAGUCGGGUGAAACGGCUGACACUCUAAUGGCUCUACGUUACUGCAAAGAAAGGGGCGCCUUGAUCGUUGGUAUCACGAACACCGUCGGUAGUUCAAUUUGUCGGGAAUCGCACUGCGGGGUGCACAUCAACGCCGGUCCCGAGAUUGGCGUCGCUUCCACCAAAGCUUACACCAGUCAGUUCAUCUCGCUGGUAAUGUUCGCCCUCGUGAUGAGUGAAGACAGGCUUUCCUUGCGCAAGCGGCGAGAGGACAUCAUCAACGGCCUGAGGAACUUGCAGGACCAGAUCCGUCAAGUCCUGAAGCUCGACGAUAAAGUUAAGGUGUUAGCCGGGGACCUUUACAAGAAGAAGUCUCUGCUUAUCAUGGGUCGCGGUUUUAACUUCGCCACGUGCCUGGAAGGUGCCUUGAAAGUAAAAGAGUUGACGUACAUGCACAGCGAAGGCAUCAUGGCCGGCGAACUGAAACACGGCCCCCUCGCCCUCAUCGACGAAGCCAUGCCCGUGAUGAUGAUCAUUAUGAGGGACCCCGUUUACGUCAAGUGCAUGAACGCGUUGCAACAGGUGACCGCCCGUGACGGUAAACCCAUCAUCAUUUGCGAGGAGGGCGACAAGGAGACCCUGGCCUACGGCUACAAGACCUUGGAGAUUCCCAAGACGGUCGACUGCCUGCAGGGGAUCCUGACCGUCAUCCCCAUGCAACUGCUCUCUUUCCACAUCGCCGUCCUGAAGGGCUGUAACGUGGACUGCCCCCGGAAUCUUGCCAAGAGUGUGACGGUGGAAUAAAAAGACUGGUGAAGAAUUGCUACAUCAAGCGCUUAGCUUAGAUUCCGUCAUAUUAUCCCAACGUAUUACCUAAUAGGCAUUUAAAAUGUAAGAUAUUUCGGUUGGAGGUAAACCUUAUAUUCCACUAGACGACUUUUUAGAGGUUAUUUAUUUUAUAUUGUCCCGGACAAGUAAAUUGUUAAUAAUCAUUGUAUUAUAGAUUGUUUUAUAUAUAUUUUAUAUACGUAGUCUUGAAUACAAGUUUUUAAAGCUGUAAAAGGAGUUUUUAACACGUUGACUCUCAAAAUUAUAAUUAAGUUACCAAAUCGUCGGGCGCUAUAUAUUUUUCUCGUUUCCGAGCAUGGGAAUUUUUUUUAUAAGAUAUCUUGCGAUUAUGGUUACCGUUAAGCUGUUUCUUUUACGAUUAACGGAAAAAAAUGUCCUUAAACGUGUUAAAAAUCUGCAGAUAAAGUGUAUUUAUUCCAUUUAUUUGUAAAUUAUAUUAUUUCCUUGUAUCUGUGAGAUUAAAAAUGUUUUAUAUGAUG